AUGCUUAUUCUAAUUUUCUUAAAUUUUAUAGUAGGCAUCUAUUGUGUGAAUAGAAAUGAAAGCAAAGUUAUAUUGACUGAUUUGUAAUAUAAUGAAUAAAUGCUAGUUACAAUAAAAAUUCGCCGGUUUUUGUGAUAGCUCCUUAUUAUGAAUCAUUUACAAUCGACUUAUUCGAUUCGAAAGAUGUCUUAGAAAACACGAGCUUUAGUGAUGUAAACUCCACAAACUAGAAUUUGACGUUUAAAAUCACUCCUUUUGUAGAAAAUACAUCCUAAUCCAUAGAGUAAGAUGUUGAUGGCAUCUUAGGUCAGCAUUUUGUCCAAUUGAUGAAUGGGGUCCUCUGUACCAACCUGCUCGUUUCUAUUUGAGCUUAACCACAAUAGAUCUCCUAUUUUAUAAUCAAAGUGAUGAUAAAAUAGUCCAGGUCUAAAACAGUUUGCACAAAGAUUUGUAAGAUUUGGAUGAAAAUUUUUUAAAUAUUUCUUGCUAUUCCAUAUUCCAAUUACGAAAAGAUAACUAAUUUGGGUUGGAUUGUAAUCUAAACAACAACACCACAGUGCUUAUUUUUGACUUAAUAUUUGACGAGCAAACAUUAAUUAUAGAGGAUUUCGUUUAUAAUACCUACUAUUACUAUUCUUACGAAGAUGAAGACAACUAGAAUUUCCUUACGAAAUGUCAGUUCAGAAAAACUAUCAAUGCAAAUAUACUAGAUGUUGCUAAUGAGAUAAAAUUUGAAUUUAUACAAUAUUGUCCUAGUCUAUUCAACGAAAAGGCAAUUACAAACGAAUUCUUAAUUAUUUAUCAUGAAAUAAUACAUAAGGAUAACAAUACCUUGUAUUUGCAUGCCUAUAAAGCAACUACUGCAGAUAUAGACUCUUGCAAUUUGGAUCCCAAUACAAUGAUAGAACAGAUAUUUAUAAAUUCAAUGAUAAAUGGAUAUGAUAAUUAAACUUGGAAUGUUGGAUUUUUGUUUCAGUUUUCUCCCAAAAUUUGUAAAUGUAACAUCCAGGAGAUCUAUGCUUCCCAUUACAAUAUACUCUGCAAGAGUACACUGAUUGAGCGUAUUGAAUUCGAUAUUUUAUAGUCUAUUAGCCAAACCAAAUCAGAUAGGUGCAAAAUCUAAAUGAUGAAGUAGUCCUUGUGACUGGAACCAACUUGGCUGUCCUCAUUAUCUAUUUGGAAAGAUCCUAUCAAUCCCAAAACUACUUUACUCUUAGCUAUAAAGAGAUUUUUGAGCCUGGCUUUCUCUUAGUUGAUGUGUCUAUUACAAGUCAAUAUUUAGCUGUGAUUAUGACUGAUUCUCCAAUUGCUCAAUAGAUUUCUCCAUUAAAUUAAAACCCUAACUUAUACUGUUCUAGGUAAACUCCUGAAGAAACUAAAAAUAUAUUGAAGAUCUAUUACUUGAAUUCCGAAUACAAAACAGUUUAUUAUUAAUCAAACACUUUUAAUUAGUUUCAGAAUUUCUUUCAGAGCCUAAAUUAAAUAGAAUUUGGAAAUUUCAUUCUAUUAUAUAAUUACUUCGAUCAAAAAAUCAAUGUCAUUACGUUAUUUGAGAAGUACGUAUUAUGCUAUUGAUGUUUAGACAAAUGAAUGUAUCUUAUUAGUUGGGACAGGACAACUUAACUUAAACUUAUAAUCAGUAAAUCAGUCCAAUCAUUGUAAGACACUUCAAUAAUUAUUUUCAAGAUUUCCUUUAAUAUUUCAGGUGGAUACAUGGCAUUGGAUCAAUUCCAGAACACUUACAAUUACAUCCUGAUGACGUUCUAAAGAUACAUCAUUUUAUGCUUUAUCAAGUUGGGAGAUAGCAAUUUCCAACUGAUUGCUUAAGUACAUAAGCUUGAGGAGAAAGAGUAGCAGAGUUUGACUUUGUGUCCAAUUAGCAAAGACAUUUACGUAUUCCAAGAAAUCAUAAAUUCAAUUGACUUAUUUGAAGGCGUAAUUUGCUUUAUCUAUUGUUGUAGAUUAUGGGUCCAUUGUUAAAUUUCAACUAUGUUCCCAAUUACAAUGUGAGCAAAUAUUAUCCCUUUUAUUAAAAUCACAAAGCAAUCAUUAAAGAAAAUCAAAUCUAUAACAACAAACACAAUCAAACAAGAUAAGUGUUCAAAGUGUUGAGCGCUGUAAAUAAAAACAUAUUCAUAACUUCCAACAUCUUUGGAAUAGUUGAGAUCCUAUUGACCUACUCUAAUAGUCUAAACAAUUAAACCAAUAGUGAAGCCAUCAUAAUUAAUAAAACUUGUAUCAUAAAUGCAAAGCAAUAUGUAUCACUUAUGAAUGGUUAUUCUUUUAGGAAAGCUUCUCAAAGUAGUUCCCCAUAAAUAUUGAAAUUUAACAGUGCGUUGAGGAGAAGGAUAAAGAUCUCCAAAAAUAUUUGAGUCAGGUUGAUUACUUCAAAUAAUUUGAAUAUUUUGACAUAGCAGUGUAAUAUAAAGAUUCAAUGUAAAUCCUUCUUAUUGACGUUAUUAGUAUUGUAUUUUGCCAAAAUAAAAAUUCAAUUAUUGGAUAGCAACGAUGUCAGAGUAUCACAGAAAUGAAAUCCAAUGAUAACAUAGUGCAAAUUUACAUUCUUCAAGGACCGAUUAAAAAUGAGAGGAUUAAUUACUUUAUCACUAUUCUUUAUAGUUCAAGUGGGACUAGAUUAUACUUCUACAUUUUAGAUCUUUUUGUAAAUGAUAAUUGUAAAAUUGUAGUUGCCAAGCCAAAUCUAUCCGGAGAUCAAAUAUCAUGAUAUCUACUGUUACAAUAUAUUAGAUACUCACAGUUCAAUUGUCUCCUUUAGAUACACUUAUGUUAACUAAUAAACCUUAUUCAUAUUGUUCAAUGAUGCAAGAAUCGUUGUUUAUACACCUGGACCCAUCAACUCAACCAAGGAAAUUAAAUUGUAUAAUUACACCUCUACAUUAACCAAUCUUGUUCUUAACAUCAAGGAAUGUGAGAAUAACAGUUUCUUAGGAUUUGAAAUUACUAAAUAUUUCUAGUCCAAAUUAGCUAAGUAAUAUUUAAUCGUUUGGUGCCAAGAAAAUUAAAACGGCAAUUACACACCUAUUUUACUACAAUACAUAAUUACUAAUAUCAAUUAGAUUAAUUUUUGGAGGAGACUACCCCAUUAUGAUACUAUUUUGAGUAAUCAAAGCAAAAUCCUGAUAUCUGGCCUCAUUUUGUAUGUUCCCAUCAUUACAAAGAGUGUCUACAAUGACUAUUUUUAGAAGUACUACAUUUACAAUUUGGAAGACUAUACUGCCAGAUCUCUGGUUGAGAAAAUAGAAAUUGAGAAGAAGAAGAAGGAAUAAAUAGUAAAUACAUUAAACUAUAUCCUAGAUAACAUAUCCUAUAAGCAACUUAAUGGAUUCAUUUAUAGCUGGAUCCUCUAUAAGUUUGACUCUCAUUAUCACAGAGAAGAAAUUCGAAAUUUAUUAUUUGAAUUAGAAGGCAGAAUUUAUAUUUCAUCUCUAGUAGCAGUUCAUUCCUGAAUACAACGAUUCUCCAUUUUUGUUGAUCAUUGGUGUCUUUUAAUCUUAAAAGCCCAACGUUAUGUAUAGGUACUUACUAUGCAUUAUUACUAGAAAUUACACUUUGGUUUACAAUUUCUCAAGCACCUAGAUCUCAUUUGCGUAUAAUUGUUCAUCAUAAUACAAAGUAGAAGUAAACUACGAUUAAAUCAGCUAAGCUGGAGGAUAUUAUUAAUUUCUCUUUUUAGUUAAUGUAAAUAUUGCUUUAAAUCUGAUAGUAAUCUUUCUUCAAUGGUCCAAUUGCUUCCUACGAUUACUAAUCAAAUCAAUAGAAUUUGUCUAUUAUUCCAUCUCCUUAUUUACAGAUGAAUAAAUACUUAGGUAGUUAUAUGGAUGAAGUAUCUACCUUUGGACAAGUUUCUUAAAUUAUUGAUAUAGGAGAUGAAAUAUACACAGGAUUGUUCAACCAAGAUGUUGUGAAUAGUAAGACAUUUUUAAUAUUUCUAGUCUCUUAAUAUAAGGACUUAAUAAUCGUAUUGACUGACUAUUAUGUGUUGUUUUAUCAAAAGAAUUCCAUUCCAGAUGUAAAUAGAUCUUGCAUCUACUCUAAUUACACUCAAGAUGAAAGAAAAGGCAAUUCACCCUUGUGUUCAAUAAGAUUGAUCUAUAUUCACGCAUUAAAGCAAUCUAGUCCCUUCCUCUUUUGUCAAAUGCAGUUAAACGGCGUAAAUGUAUUAAUCAUAGUAUGCCAACUGAAAUAUUUUAAUAAAUCAAAUGAUAAAAUAUCGUUUUAGGAUUAAGAAAACAUCUAAUAAUAUAUUUACUUAGAGUAUACAUAUGUCAGACUGAACAAUACUAUUUCAAUUCCUGUGAAUAUUGUGAAUGAUAGGUAGUUUUGUUACUGCUUCUUCAAUGAUUUAUAGCCUUUCUUCUACAACAAUACAAUUUACUAAAUGAUCAAGACUGGAUAUCAACAAUUGAAUUCUUAUUUUGGGAUCUAUCAAAUAGUAGUUUCAAAUAAUUAAACCAUUCAAUUCAUUAAGCAGAGCUCGUAUCCUAGCACAAAUGACUCGUAGCCUUUGUUUUAUGCAGAAGACUUUGGCUUGUCUAUGAUUGAAUAUCAAUAGAUUCAAUACUUGUACCUAAUACUAUUGCAGCCCAAUAAUAUUUUUGUGUUGGUGAUUAAUAUGACAGAUGGAUUUCCCACUAAUGGGCCUGGUAGGAAUCUGUUAUUUUAGAAGAAUGAAGACUAUGUGAGAUUCGAAAAGGCUGUGUUUAUUCAGACCAUCAACCAUCAUCAACCUCACAUUGUAAAUGAUUCAUAUAUGGAGUAAACUAUUUCGGUGGGAAAUAACAACUAAAUCUAUGAGAUUACUUUUAACAUCCUAACACUGGAAGCAAAACUGAGAUACACUUUCUAUUAAUACUUGUUAUGUCAUCACAACUUUUUGUCUCGUCCACAAAUUGAGAUUUAGUUUCAAAAUGAUACAAUAUUCUAUUUGGUCACUCAAUGCCUAUCGAAUCAAUUUGAGUACCAAUCCAUUUAAGUGGAAAUGACAUAUCUACUUAAUGAAUUAAACACCAAUAUAGUCUAUACGUCACUUUUCAUCAGUAUAAUUUACAAUCUUUAAUUUAGGAAAUUACAGUCAAAACUAUUCAAGGCCAGUGGAAAUCUUGGAACCUUAUUUGGUCAACCCAUAAGAAUUGCAUCUACAGAAAACACAACUAUAUUAGGCUUUGGAUACCCAAACCAACACAUCGAAAUCACAUGUUCUGAUAACCAACAGCACCUAUUUUUUGAUUGAUCUCAUACUGUAUGCUGACAAUGGGUAUUACUUGUAUUAUCCCAUUAAGUUAACUAAUGAUGACAGGGUAUUUAAAUAAUUUUAAUAUUUAUUAGAAUCAUUCAGUAUCCUUGAAUGUUACUGCAUACAACUCCUAUUCGAGUUGUGAGGUCGAAUUCACAUUGGAAUGGGUUGAAUAGGAUAGUUAGGUGAAUAGUCUGGCUUGGUUCUGGGCGAUACUAUCUCUUUUGUUGUUGUUGAUUUUGACUGUGAUUAUAAUUGCUGUUUAUGGUUUUUGUUAAAAACAGAGUCAGAUUGGCAGACAAGACAAGGAUUUCCCUCUGGAAAGGAUCCGAGAUGAUUAAAGUGAAUAAGGGUUGGAAUUGCAGGGGGCUGCUUAUAAUCAAUUGAUGUUGGGGGAUGUGUUCAAAGAUCUAUUACGAAAUAACAGAACGAAGAAGUAGACAGUUUCAUACGUGGACGAGUUGUCCGAUUGA
Molecule: messenger RNA, 5727 nt
Organism: Paramecium octaurelia
Lineage: Eukaryota; Ciliophora; Oligohymenophorea; Peniculida; Parameciidae
Source: the annotation of a GenBank genome assembly